AAAAGAGAAGAAGUUAAUUUAGGCUUAGUUAGGUGCGAGUAGCCUUUAAAAUCUGCGCGCUGCAUGUCUCUCAAAUAAAUUGUUGCUUAGUUUUGGGCUUUAUCAAGCAUGACAUCACUGAGCAACAGGUUAAAUCAAUCUGAUGUGUUUCAGACGAAGACGUCUCUCUGCCGAAGCGCCGUGGGAAAGGGUUGCAGGAGAGUCUCUUGCGACAGUUCGGGCUCUCCUGAUCUGAGUACCGAUGUCGAGACGAGGGUCCUGGUCAUAAACACCGGAGGAACCAUAGGAAUGAUCUUGCAUGACGGAGUUCUUUCUCCAGAACCAAAUGCUCUUGUUAAAACUCUACGCACACUCCCUAUUCUACAUGAUGAGCCUUAUGCACAACGGACAAAGCUGUAUGAAUAUUACAAGUCUGCGGAUAAAACACUGGUGUUGCCACGAUCCAAACUGGACAAGAGGAUUGUGUAUACGUUUUUAGAGUACUCUCCCCUGCUUGACUCCAGCAACAUGACUCCAAAAGACUGGAUGACUAUUGGAAAAGACAUUGAGAAGUACUAUGAGGAAUAUGAUGGCUUUGUUGUUCUGCAUGGCACUGACACCAUGGCUUACACCGCCUCUGCCUUAUCAUUCAUGUGUGAGAAUCUGGGAAAGCCUGUCGUCCUCACUGGCUCACAGGUGCCCAUCUUUGAGAUGAGGAGUGAUGGGAGGGAUAACCUCUUGGGGGCGCUGUUGAUUGCAGGACAGUUUGUCAUUCCCGAGGUUUGCCUCUAUUUUCACCACAAGCUGUACAGAGGCAAUCGUGUCACCAAGGUGGACUCUGGAAGCUUUAAAGCAUUUGCCUCACCAAAUCUUCCACCAUUAGCCAAUUUUGAAGUCGACAUCAGCAUUAACUGGGACACUGUGUGGCGACCAAGCAUAACUGCAAAAUUCACCGUCAACACUCAAAUGAACCAAAAUGUGGGUCUCCUGCGACUCUUCCCAGGGAUUACUACUGAGACAGUCAAGGCCUUUUUGACGGCCCCCAUGGACGGUGUCAUUUUGGAGACCUACGGCAGUGGGAACGCCCCUGACAACCGCCAAGACUUGCUGGAUGAGAUCCGUAAAGCGACUGAGAGAGGACUCAUCAUUGUCAACUGCACUCAGUGCCUCAAGGGCACAGUCACAAUAUCAUACGCCACUGGCCAGGCUUUGAGUAAGGCAGGUGUGGUUGCUGGGUUUGAUAUGACUCCAGAGGCUGCUCUUUCAAAGCUCUCCUAUGUGCUGGCAAAACAAGACAUCAGUAAAGAAGAGAAGAGGAAGAUGCUGAGUCGCAACCUGCGUGGUGAGAUGGUAGCUGACCUGGAGGGUGCAAAGCUCUCUCUUAGCGACAGUCGCUUUAUUCAGGUCAUCGCCAGGUCCCUCAGCAUUGGCUGUAAAGAGGAGCUUGAAGCCAUCCGAAAUGCGCUAACGCCCGCUCUGGCCUGUGCUGCUGCUAAGAAUGGAGAUACUGAGGCUUUAGAGGCCAUAAGAGAAAUGGGCACUGACUUGAGCUUGGCGAAUUAUGAUGGCCGAACUCCCCUUCACAUCGCCGCAUGUGAGGGACAGGUGAAAGUGGUGCAGUAUCUGCUGAGUAAAGGGGCCACAGUCUUUGUCAAAGAUCGCUUUGGCGAUACACCCCUGCGCAAUGCCAUUCACCUCAGGCGUAAGGAUGUUGUGGAGCUGCUGAGGAAGUGUGGAGCUCACCUCUCCCCAGAUGAAUUGCAGGAUACUGGAACAGAGCUGUGCCGUCUUGCUGCAAGUGGUGACUUGGAGGGAUUGAAGAUUUGGAAGUUAGCUGGGGUUGAUAUGGCCAUGCCCGGUUAUGACGGAAAGAAGCCUACUGAAGUGGCAAGAACCUGGAAACAUAAUGAGGUCGCUGACUUCCUACUGGCUUAGGGCAAAUCACAGAAUGGCGAGUUUAUCAAGCUUACUUUGCCAACAAGAUCCUGAGGAGGCCGCCCUGCUAGCUGUCACUUUCUGCCAUUAUCAAUAUCAUCUGCCCAGCUUCUAAUUUUUCCAAAAGUAGCUUUAAAAAAUGAGGUGAAAAAUGCUGAUUUCAAAUCAAUCAGAAGAUUACGUUCACAUUUAUUCUAUUAGCAGAAGCUUUUAUCUAAAUGAUGCACAUUUUUCUGUCGUUCACAUCCUGCUUAAAUGUGAGAUGCUGUUUUUGUUGUAUUUCUCAGAGAGCAGCAGUAAUCAGCAUCACCUAUUAGUGUUGUCUACUUAGUGUGAAUUAAUUUUAUAGCAUUUAAUGGCAGUGAAGCUAAAGAGUGUCUUUAUGCACAGUAUUUAGUGAGAUAUUUAAUGUGUUGAAUUACAUUAAAUAUUUUCUUGAUAAGUAAAGUAACACAUUCAUUUUAAUCCAGUGAAAGGUCAGUUGUAUUUCUUUAUGGAGUUUUAUUCUCCGGUUUCCUUAUUUUUUUUUACCCUGGAAAAGUUUAAAUCAGUUUUAAAAAUUCUCGUAAAAAUACCAAUUUUAUUAAAAAAAAACUAGUUGUUGCUGUUAUGCUCUGUACUGGUUUGAUUUUCAUUGUUUCAGUUCCUGCUUUACCUGCCUUAUGUGUUAGAUUUCCUUGUGUUUUAUUUUUCCCACCACUUUGUCUCCUUGGUUACUUAUUGAAUAGAUUAUCUGUUUGUUUUCAGUUUAUUACCUUCAGUAUAAAAGGCCCUCAGUUCUUUGUCUGGUGUUGUCCAUGCAUUUUACAUUGUAUUAUGAAUUUUAAAAACUAAUCAUGAACUAACAUUUCUUUUUCUUUACAAGCCUAACAUUUAAAAUAUAUAUAUAU
Pimephales promelas (fathead minnow) is the source of this 2804-nucleotide messenger RNA. The record is from RefSeq and is a predicted model, not a curated record. NCBI's taxonomy places the organism in Eukaryota, Metazoa, Chordata, Actinopteri, Cypriniformes, Leuciscidae.